AUGAAAUGUGAAUGUUGUGGUAAAGAUGUCCCGUAUGCUUCUCUUAAGGAUCACAUGAAAGAAGUAUGUGAAUAUUAUCCUGUGGCUUGUAAAUAUUGUAAUCAAAUGAUACCAAUGAAAAAUAUUGAACAACAUGAAAGUACAAUUUGUGAUGAAGUGCCAACUAAAUGUGAAUUUCAAGCUUUUGGAUACAACUAUGAUAAAUGUGAAAAGAUUUACCCUCAUCCAAGAUGCCAGGAAUCAAAAUACGUGAUGAAGAUCGAGAAAAAACUCACUCAAGAGUUUACCACUGCUGUUCAAAACUUGGGUGACCGAAUCACAGCUGUUCGUUCUAAUCCCUCAGAAAAAUUUGUGAUGCUAGCAGGAAAACUUACCGGCAUGGAAAGGAGGAUUGAGACUCAGGAAAGGAGGAUUGAGAGUCAGGAAAAGAGUAUUGAGAGUCAGGAAAGGAGUAUUGAGAGUCAGGAAAGGAGGAUAGAGAGUCAGGAAAGGAGGAUCGAGAAUCUUGAGAAUCGUGGUGAGGAAAAUCGAAUAGCUUCCCUUGAGCGUCAGGUUACUACAAUUUCCACAAUUUUACAGAGGAUGUGGGAGAGUUUGGAUGAGAGGGGCGACUUGCCGGAAGAACCGCAUGACGCUCGCGAAGUUUGA
Molecule: messenger RNA, 648 nt
Organism: Xenia sp. Carnegie-2017
Lineage: Eukaryota; Metazoa; Cnidaria; Anthozoa; Malacalcyonacea; Xeniidae
Product: TNF receptor-associated factor 3-like
Exons: 4
Coding region: 1-648 (215 amino acids)
Molecular function (GO): zinc ion binding
Source: RefSeq, a predicted model, not a curated record